AUGGCGGAGGAGCUCUCAGCUUUGGCGAAGAGCCUGGAGACAUCCAAUGACCCCACUGUUAUCAGAAAUACCAAAGCAGCCGUUGUCAUGAAAGCAAAGAACCUUAUUGGUCAGGUCCAAGAUCCCAUGGACGUCGUCAUGGACCACAUCACGAAAGUCUUUGUGGCCUCUGCCGCUCGUGCACUCAUGGAGAUCGAAAGACGUCCUUACCUACACCGAAACCCCUCACUCUCGGAACGACAACAAACCAGGCUCGACCUUCUGGAAGUGCUGAACUCGGAGCCAAGACGAGUUCAAGCCUUCGCGCGAGGUUUGUCUCUAUUCGACGCCAUCUAUCCCGUUGUCGGCAUCUACCCCUUCGAAGAUCACCACCAAGCCGGCAAUUCACCAGAUCGAACGCUCGCAGUCGGCAUUGGGGGAGACCGUGGUUUAGCCAUGCUCGGUCCGAGAAAGGGCUGCCCAACUCUACAGGGCAAAAUGGUCCUCCAGGACUGGAAGGAAGUCCUUGACGCCAUCACUGCCGAAGACCUACCAGGAGUUGAGAGAAUGGAACACGACUUCUUCUCGCCACAGCCAGUCAAAAAGGCGCCCAAAUCUACUACAUCCGCUGCGUCUUCCACGAUUGGCUAG
Messenger RNA from Endocarpon pusillum Z07020, 630 nucleotides. RefSeq lists its product as uncharacterized. The coding region runs from base 1 to 630 and encodes 209 amino acids. Lineage: Eukaryota; Fungi; Ascomycota; Eurotiomycetes; Verrucariales; Verrucariaceae. The transcript has 3 exons. Gene Ontology annotation, molecular function: methyltransferase activity. The record is from RefSeq and is a predicted model, not a curated record.